CUUGGAGAGUUGUUCUUUGUGGUUAUGGUGGGGACGGGUGGGGUGGGGGUUUAGGGGGCAAAAGCACAUUCCAAGGCAGCAUGCCUGGCAGUGAAGGUGGUGGUGGUGGGUACAGCUGCUCUCAGGAUAUCUCUAGAAAUCCUCCUUAAUCACAGGUACCUUUCCUUCCUUUUUUUCUUCACCUCCGCACAAUCAAUUUCUAGGCCCAUUCCCUCUUUUCUCAAUUUUUCCACAACUGGGCAACUGGCCCAAUUUUAGUGAGACCUCCUUCUCGCCCGGUAACGUAGAGUCGCCACUCAGUGUUGUCUUGUUCAGUGCGCUUGGGUUUCUCGAUCACAAAAUAUACCUUUUAGUGAAACAUCUGUGCUGGAUGCGCUUCUCGGUUAACUUUGCCUGUCUCGCAUUUUUUUCCCCUUGGAAAAUCAUUUUUUCAAUUUUCAAAAUUAGAAUUUCAUAAAAUUGUUUUGUGAAAAAAUAAAUAGUGCAUUUUAAAUAUUUGUUUCGUUUAUUACCCAAUUUUUGUGUGUGUUGAGUGUAUUUGUGAGUUAGUUUUUAUUUGUGAGAAAUUUAAUUGUGGAUUUGAGUUUUUUAUUUUAAUGUGUGCAGUGAUCGUUAAGCAUGUGGAAGCAAGAUCUGUGGGAGCGAACGAUCGAAAGUAACGACUGAUCGAAUCGAAUGUGGAUUCGGUUGUAUACCUGGCAAUUUUACGAAUAAGAACAAUGUCACAGCAUCAAGAGAUGUCGAACGAGCAGAAUGCAUGCGAAGGUUCACAACUUGCCUGUCAAUGUUCGGCGAUAGUGAACGUCGACUCAAUCCGUCAACGUGAGAGUAGAACAGAGAGGAAUCUGGGCAGCAAGAGAAUAUCAAAAAUACAAGAUCUUCCUCGAGGUUUGGAGAAUCUGCAAAACAUGUUCGAGCCAAUUAGACAUCGCGACAGUUCGCCCACAAUACAGGACAAUCAACAAAUUCGUCAAGACAAUCAAAGAAAUGGUGACAAUCUCGAUGAGACAAGUUUGACAUCAUCACCAAGACCUAUUGAAGUACAAAAAGACAUGUUUGCGAGAUAUGGACGCGCAAUUUCCUCCAGUCCACGAAAUCUCCCUCGUCAUCUUCAGGAGACCUCGAAAUUCCCAACAACCGACAACAAUCAACACCGUCAAUUGUCCAGCAGUCCCGGUUCACUUCUCGACUCCAAUUCGUCCGACCUUCACGAAAUGUCACUAAACGAUUUAGAAAACGAUGUCGACGACGAAGAUAACGACGAUAAUGACGGCGACGACGAUGACGACAACGAUGAUCUUAAUUCCACAAAGGAGAAAAUUAAAAUGCAAGUUCUCUAUCAGCACCAUCACGAACCGAGUGUACACAGUCAUCUCCUCUACCAACACGAGCAAUCCCCCUGCAAUCAUGACAACUACAAUCGAGUCUCAAGUUCAGAUGGUGGCGAUUUUCAGCAUCAGCGACAACAUCGUAAGUUGUCUAAUUUCUCCCACCAUCCGGGUCACUCUUGCGGAACGACAAGUUACGGUUAUGGAACUUCUGGUUCCCUGGUCACGACCCCGAGUCCAAGUCCAAUGAACCGGGAGAAUAUCUACCAUCAUCCUGAAUCGCCGUCAAACAAUAGUUUGUCACUACUUGAACCCGGUGUACACCAUCGUGGAAUGAUUCCCGGUAGGGUCAGUUACCACAGUAAUAAUCAUUAUCACACGAAUUUUGUUGACCACCAACAACAACAUCAUCACCAACAGCAACAACAUCAUCAUCACCAUCAUCAUGGCACAAGUGGAAAUUCCUCGAAUUCAAGUUUAAUAAAUCAUGGAAGUUCCCCGACUGUACAGCAUCGUCAUGUUGUGAAUAUCAAUAGCAGUUUAUCGACAACUCCACUCAUCAGUCAUCAUCAUAGAAGUUCCUCGGGCAGUCUUACCGGGAAUUCGACUACAAAUCAUCACCACGUGAGUUCCGGCAUUUCAUGUGAAUCUUCAUCUUCAAAUGCAAACACACGAACUCAUAGUCGACUGGACCAUAUUCACGAUCAUCAUCAGCAUCAUCAUCAUAAUAGUAAUCAUCAUCAUCAUCAUCACCUACAGGCGGUUCACGCGCUCCACUCAACGUUACCGGACACGAGGCCAAGGGAGAGAACACCCUCGAGUUUGGACCAUCAUAACAGACGACUCUCUCAUGUGCAUGCACAUGGAUAUUCGCAUUCGCAGAAUGAUCCCAAGCACUCGACUCUCAUGGGAAUUAAUAGUAUUCAGGUAUCGACGCCCUCUAAGAGUAAGUGCCAGUGUCAUAUGAUACAGCAAGGGAGUAGCAGCAAGAAAGAACCGGAGGGUGAGAAUAUUGGGGGUGGCGAAGUGACACUAAGAACGCAUCAGCCCCCAGCCCUACCGCCGAGACCACCCCCACGACCUGCCAGACGAUUCGAAACUGUGACAUCCGAUCCAUGUCACACGAGCGAGGGUGGUUGUUGCAAGAAAUACGUUGUUCUAUGUUGCCUCUGCGGUGGAUUGAGUGCUACGGUUGGAAGCCUCUUUCUGACAAUACAUGUGGUCAUAUCUGCCAAUACAGCGAGUCUCGCUCUCUUUGAAACUGUGCCCUCUUACAUUCCCGGAACCAUGUUAAUUCUUAUGGGGCUAUUCACGAUGCUAUUGGCAAGGCGGAAGCACCGAUACGGACUCCUGAUGAAGGUUUGCGGUUCCGUUGCAGUUGUGUGUGCACUCGUCUGCGUUCUCGUCACCGUCACAACCACCGUGGUACACAUGUCGAGGCUACAGGGUUUACGAGAGUGUACCUACACUGCCAGGGCAAAAACGUGUACAUGUAAUGGUGCAAAUUCACAAAAUCGAGGCGAUCCCGACGUUACGUUUGAGGCAACACCACAUUGCGAGGUAGUGCAGGGGACAUUAUAUUCUUGUUUGAGAGCCUUAUUUGGAACGUCGGUUGCUGGAAUUCUAGUGUGCAUAUUUUCAUGUAUGCUAUUAUACCAAUUAUUGAGUCACGAGAAAAAGAAGAUGUACUGGGAACAACUUGAACUCAGAUGCAGAUCGCUUUAUGGUCAAGGGGGAGCAGUAAGAACUGUUACUGGAUCUUGUGGAUGUUGUAGCGAUUGCGGUGGAACAAGUCCCUGGUGGGCCCAAACUCCAGGAAAUUUGUACACACCAAAUCCCGACAUGGCGCCUUCCAGAAGAUGGCGACUGCCCUGGAGUCGUUCUCGAGGUCCAGCUCCGAGUCCAGAUUCAAAUUAUGGAUUUCACGCGCAAGCAAUGCAGGCGGAAUCCAAUGUUGAAAAUGCAAAUGGACCGUACAGCGUUUUGAAUUCACAAUCAAGUGGACCGUACACGGUUUUAAAUGGCCAAAAUGUCCAAUAUCCGGCAAGUACAGCCUCUUAUAGUGUUUUGGAGGCUCCAGUGCCACUUUGGGGUCCCCCACCGCCCUACAGUGAUCCCAAUAGUCCUGCGAGGAGGCCUCAAGUACCAGAAUCGAGGCCCAGGUUAUCUAAGAGAAUGGACAACUACGAGAGCAAUGAAGAUUAUAGACCACGAGUAACGAAACGACCAUCGGACAAUUACGAAAAUACCGAGGAGAUUUCUAACAGCACUGAUCCAGAGGGUGGAAAUGAGGGCACAGUUAAAAGCAGACGAUUGAGAAAACCACUGAAGGGAGUCGAAAACGGAGCCUUUCAACAGGAACCAAAUCCAGCUCCAAAGCAAUCCGAAAGUGAAUUAUACUUUGGGGAUGUUUCUUCUUGUUGUGGACCAGAAAGUAGCUUUUACGAUCUUGCCGUUGACAAAGAUGCUGCUGAACGUCCCGAGGGUGUGGAUUAUCUGACAACUCGUCUUGGCAAGCGACAGCUGUCAAAACGCUCGCGACAUCCUCUUCCACUUCCACCCGAUGGCGUUGUUGGUGUUGGUGUCGUUGAUCUUCCAUCAAAUAGUUACUCAAACACAACAUCAGAAGAAUCAAGAAAUGCAAGAGGUCCAUAUUUAGCACCAGAUGCACAAUAUGAAGUAAUUCAACAAGGACGUUAUGCGUACUAUUCAUCAAAAGUCGAUGAGGAGCAUAAAGAAACUCCCACAACGUCGGCUUAUUUUCGUGAAAAUGAUAUUGAAAGGGAACGGGAGAGAGACAGAAACAGGGAGAGAGAAUACAGAGACUACAUAAACAAUAAGGAAGAAGAAUCACCCCAAUGUUGUUUAAGUGACUCGACAACUUUAGAUUCUGGUUGGCAAAGUGCUGAACAACAGCAGCAGCAACAACAACAACAACAACAACAACUACAUUCUGAUGAUAAUGUUCGACCAGUCAAUGUCUGACCAUCUCAUCCAAAAAUUUUCUCUCAAAAUUUAAACAUUUUCCUACCAUCACACUUCUAAUCUAAUAAUAAGGAAAAAGAUUUUUUUUACUAAACUAUUAGUAAGUUAUCCAAAAAUUAAUUCCUCUAAAGAAUUCCUUUCGAAUUUCUAGUAAUUAACUUGUUGAAUUGAAAUUGAAUCUUUCCGUUUAAAUAAAUUAAAAAUUAAUUCUCCUCGGAUUAAUUCAGUUCAACUAUUAAUUAAUUUACGAAAAUUAAACUUCCCAUAAAAAAGUAACGAGUAUAAAAAUAAUUCACACUUCCAUUAAUAUAAUGUUGAAAUUAAAAAUUUCGACUCUCGUUUAAUUGAAAUUUCAAUCUAAUUAUUCAAUUAUUUGAUUUCGACUAAUUUAAAACUAGACAAUUACUUCUAAAUCAAAAUUAAAAGUUAGAUUUAAGUCGAAAAUGUUUUUCCUAUUUCAACUAAAUUAUCGGACAAAUGUUAAAAUGUGGGGAAUUUGAGAUGAAAUUUUUAAUUAAUGAGUGCAAGAAAUCGUAUUGUGAUGUGUGAGUGUCUGUCUGAGUGUGUGUGAGUGUAAAAUUGACUUGAACGUUCCUCGCAUAGUAACGUGAUAAUAAAAACACAUAUUCUAUAGACUGUUUUUAAAAUAUAGUAUAAUAAUUAAAUUAGAAUGUAUUUUUAUCAUUUAAUUAAUAUAAUUAUAAUAAUAAUAAUAGUAAUAAUAAUAAAAUACUGUGCGUCUCAUCCCGAAUGCAAAAAUCUAUUUAUGUUCGUGUAUCAAUAUUUAAAUUAUAAUUAGCAAACAAUCGUCGAGAAAUAAUUGACGUGAACUUGAUUAAAAAAGAUGUCUCGAAUGCACUUGUCCACUAAAAGUGCAGAAAAAAAAAUUGCAAUUUUUGUUUAUGAUUCUAAAAACAUAAUUGUAAAAACUAAAAUCUAAUUACAUUUCAAAGUAAAAUGUAGUUGGAUUUAAAUGAAAACGAAAUCAAAAAAUAUUAAUAAAAAAAGAAAUAGUCAAUGAUAAAAGGCUGCCAAAUAAAUUGUCUUCGCACAAGAAACAAUUCAAAUUGAAUUAACAUUUGAGACUGAAAAAUUACUUAAUGAGACUUGGAAACAUUUUACAUUCUUGUUUAAAGAGAAAAAACGUCCGUCAAUUUCAACGAAGCAAAAAAUAAAGUAAAUGGUGUUUAGAAUUCUAAACAUUUGACAUUUAAAAAUUCACUUUACAUCUUCACAGAAUAAUAUUAUCUGCAAAUAUGUGAAUUUUAAGAAAAAAUUGUAAUUCAUUAUUUAUUAUUAUUUGCAGUAAAUUAUUUAUUAUUUACAUUAAAUAGUAAUUUAUUAUUUACAGUAAAUGAUAAUUUAUUAUUUUCAAUAUUCGAGACAUCUUUUUUUUCUAAUAUCCGACUGUCGCUCGAUACGUCCAUGUACAAACAUGUGCUUUACUCUUAUUGAAGUCAGGGUCGAUCUUUGAUAGUAGAGAAGAUCGAAGUACGUAUGUUUUUUAAUAUCAUUAUAGGUAAAAAUUACAAUUUAAUAAUAAAAAUAGCAUUUCCGUCGUAUUCUUUAGCAGCGCAAAAUGAACAAACAUUUUUACAAAGUACCUACACUUCUGCUUUAGAUGUAUCACUAAAAUAAUUCCUAAAAGCGAGCAAUAAAUUGCAUUUAACUUUUUUUUCUCUUAAGAAAAAGAAAUUUAAACACAAUUUUUUUUAAGGAAACGAAACUAAAUUAUUUUAACGAAACAAAAUUUAAUUUAAAAAAAA
Leptopilina heterotoma is the source of this 6079-nucleotide messenger RNA. RefSeq lists its product as uncharacterized. Lineage: Eukaryota; Metazoa; Arthropoda; Insecta; Hymenoptera; Figitidae. The coding region runs from base 720 to 4313 and encodes 1197 amino acids. The transcript has 10 exons. The record is from RefSeq and is a predicted model, not a curated record.